Molecule: messenger RNA, 744 nt
Organism: Lithohypha guttulata
Lineage: Eukaryota; Fungi; Ascomycota; Eurotiomycetes; Chaetothyriales; Trichomeriaceae
Gene: SDT1
Product: putative suppressor of disruption of TFIIS
Exons: 1
Coding region: 1-744 (247 amino acids)
Biological process (GO): nucleotide catabolic process; pyrimidine nucleobase metabolic process
Molecular function (GO): nucleotidase activity
Source: RefSeq, a predicted model, not a curated record
AUGGGUUCGAUACCGGCAACGCGCGAUGAACGUGCUGUCUUCUUCUUUGACAUUGACAACUGCCUCUACGCCAAAUCCAAGAAAGUCCACGACCACAUGGCCAGGUUAAUCAACAAGUACUUCGUCAGUCACUUAGACUGCCCAGCAGAGGAAGCGACACGACUUCAUCUGCAGUACUACAAGGACUACGGUCUAGCCAUAGAGGGUCUGGCGCGCCACCAUGAAAUUGACCCUCUAGAUUUCAAUCACGAGGUUGACGAUGCGCUUCCGCUCGACGAUCUCUUGACACCAGAUCCAGAUCUACGGAAACUCCUUCAAUGCUUCGACAAAACCAAAGUCAAAAUGUGGCUCUUCACGAAUGCGCAUAUCACCCAUGGCAAACGUGUGGUGAAAUUACUAGGAGUUGACGAUCUCUUCGAAGGAAUUACAUACUGUAAUUACGCCGAGAGACCACUCGUUCCCAAGCCAGCACCAGCAAUGUUCGACAAGGCAGAAAGAGAAUCAGGUUGUACUUCCUCGACCAAGAAAUACUUUGUGGAUGAUUCGUGGUUGAAUUGCAAAGCUGCUUACGAACGAGGCUGGAACACUGUUCACCUGGUUGAAGAAGGCUGGCCCGGUGAUCCGCCCACUCUACCAUGCGAGCAUCAAAUUCAGCACUUGAACGAACUACUCAGGCUCUUUCCAGAAACAUUACGAGAUGAUGUAUCUGCGAGCGAAUUUCCAAAAAGUGAUCUACCGAAAUGA